Messenger RNA from Beauveria bassiana ARSEF 2860, 720 nucleotides. RefSeq lists its product as uncharacterized. The record is from RefSeq and is a predicted model, not a curated record. NCBI's taxonomy places the organism in Eukaryota, Fungi, Ascomycota, Sordariomycetes, Hypocreales, Cordycipitaceae. Bases 1 to 720 code for a protein of 239 amino acids. The transcript is spliced from 2 exons.
AUGCAGGUGGCUAUCAGGGAGGCAGAUGCUGCGCUUUCGGAGAUUGUCGAACUGAUAUUAAACUAUCUACAUCCCGACGAUAACGGCACCGCCGCUGUAUCCAAGCCGGGUUAUGCAUUGGAGCUCUACGACGCUUUGCUCAAUUGGAAAUACGGGCUUCCCGAUGAAUUGCGAUUUGAGCAGUCUGUGCUGCCGUCCGUCAUUGCUUUGCACAUGACUCUCCUACGUCCAUUUACUCAUAUGACAAAACAAGAGUUUGGCCGAUUCAGCCCUCGGGAGCGAUGUGCCGCACAUGCCAGCCAUCUGGUGUCGACGGUCUGGUCAUUUCGCGCCCAUGGCCAAGUCCGCUACGAGUACUACCUCGCUUACGCUCUGGGAGCCGCUGCCUACGUCCUGUUGCAAGAGCCAGACGCGCCUGUGCAAAUGGACUCGCUGGUCCGUGCUUGUCAGUGCCUCUUUGAGAUGCACCCGACGUUGCCGCCGGCGGCCGAUACUCUGAGCGGUAGCCGUGCUGCGUUUAGGCUGUAUAGGCUGGCGGUGCCAAUGUACAUGGUGAAGUAUUUAUAUCGGGUGCAUCAUAACGAAGCUGGCGUGUUGCAUCGUACUGUAGCUGUGACAGGCUUGCUACCCGUUGCUGGCGGCAAUGACAACGAGGCUAAGCGAGCUGAUUUACAGCUUGAGGAGCUUAUGAGGGACUUUGGCGAUGUUGAGAUUCACUAA